Molecule: messenger RNA, 363 nt
Organism: Plasmopara halstedii
Lineage: Eukaryota; Oomycota; Peronosporomycetes; Peronosporales; Peronosporaceae
Exons: 2
Coding region: 1-363 (120 amino acids)
Source: RefSeq, a predicted model, not a curated record
AUGACGAUGUACGGCACUACAGGCGCAACACCACACGUAUUUCUAAAAGAUGAUGAUGCCUUAUUGAUCACCCCACACACACAACCAACAGUGACUUUGGUCGCUCCGUAUGUGUGCGACUAUAAGGGCAUCGCGAGGCCAGUGGCAGUUCCAGUCGGAACAACUCUAAUUGAAUUCGUGGAUGCGGCAUUUCAAAAACCAACGUUUAUUAAAGGAGUUUUUCUUGGCUUUGAAGAUGAAAACUUGUCGAUGACUCAGCCUGUAACGUCAGCUGAUGCGACUAGAUGGACGGCCGACAGUCCACUCAAAUUGAAGUACGAGGUGAGAACAAGCAACCAAAAAAGCAUUUGUGCAAAAGAUUGA